AUGCCAUUUGAGCUGGGACAGGCCCUGGUCCAGGUGCCACCACUGGCAAAGGCAGAGGACCCUCGACUCCCUGGAUCAGAUGCUUCUCAAGGGGAACUCUCCAGCCCUGAAGCUGCCCGGCAGCUUUUCAGACGCUUUCAGUACCAGGUGCUGUCUGGGCCCCACGAGACCCUAAGGCAACUUCGGAAGCUCUGUUUCCAGUGGCUGCAGCCAGAGCUUCACAGCAAAGAGCAGAUCCUGGAGCUCCUCAUGUUGGAGCAGUUCCUGACCAUCCUGCCUGGGGAGAUCCAGAUGUGGGUGCGCACACAGCGUCCCAGCAGUGGAGAGGAGGCUGUGACGCUAGUGGAGAGCUUGAAGGGCGACCCACAGAGACUAUGGCAGUGGAUCAGCAACCAGGUUCUGGGAAAGGUAACCUUACCUGAGAAGGUGGAAUCUGCACACUGCCACAUGAGGGAGACAGAGGCCUGUCCUGAAGUGGUGCCUCAGGAGCUGGGACUUCAGAAUUCAGCCUUAGGGCCUGGGGAACACCUGACCCAUGCUGUCAAAGAAGAAUCUCUCACGGAGCCGGAAUUAGUAAUAACUGCUCCCCAGCUUCUUGCCCAACCUGAGGAAAGGCUCAUCAGAGACCAGGACUCUGGAGGCUCACUUCUCCAAGCUUCAUCUCAGGAGCAGUGGAGGCACCUGGAUUCAACUCAGAAGGAGCACUACUGGGACCUCAUGCUGCAGACCUAUGGGAAAAUGGUUUCAGGAGGCACUUCCAGUCCCAAACCUGACCCAGCGAAUUCAGCACAGUAUGGAGAAGAGCUGGCUGGGCUCCCCCUUCAUGCCACUGAGAAGAUGCCAGCAUCCAUCUGCAGAGGAGACAGACCGGAGGGCGACAAAGAAAACCUAAACCUAAACUUGGAAAAUUAUAAGGACCAGGAGCCUCCAGAUGCCCCUUGUCAUGUCUCAGGAGACGCCCCUCCUCAGGGUUCUUUGAGUGGCUUUUUUGGUGAGAAUGAACAAAGAUGCUUUGGAGAAGGAGAUGAUCUCCCUAAGGUACUGGGACACCUUCAAGGUGAGGAGAGAGGACAGGAAUGUUCUCCUCAAGGAAUGGGUUCUAGGAAACAGCUGGACCAGCAUUUGCUUGAGUCUCAUCCAAGAGACCUGUCUGUGCAAUGGCUGGAGCAGAAGCAGGAGGCCCCCCACAAGGACCAGCUGAGGCCUCCCGCGACUCAGAAGCUCCCCACCUGCAGAGAGUGUGGGAAAACCUUCUAUAGGAACUCUCAGCUUGUGUUUCACCAGAGAACUCAUACUGGAGAGAUGUAUUUUCAGUGCCCCACCUGUAAGAAAACCUUUCUGCGGAGUUCAGACUUUGUGAAGCAUCAGAGAAUCCACACAGGAGAGAAGCCUUGCAAGUGCAGUUACUGUGGAAAAGGCUUCAGUGACUUCUCUGGAUUACGCCACCAUGAGAAAAUCCACACAGGAGAGAAACCCUAUAAAUGUCACCUCUGUGAAAAGAGUUUCAUUCAGAGGUCUGACUUUAAUAGACACCAGCGGGUCCAUACAGGAGAGAAACCCUAUAAAUGCUCCCACUGUGGGAAAAGUUUCAGCUGGAGUUCGAGCCUUGAUAAACAUCAGAAAUCCCAUCUGGGAAAGAAGUCCUCUCAAUAA
Messenger RNA from Elephantulus edwardii (Cape elephant shrew), 1653 nucleotides. RefSeq names its product zinc finger protein 18-like. The record is from RefSeq and is a predicted model, not a curated record. The coding region runs from base 1 to 1653 and encodes 550 amino acids. The transcript has 6 exons. Gene Ontology annotation, biological process: regulation of transcription by RNA polymerase II. Gene Ontology annotation, molecular function: RNA polymerase II cis-regulatory region sequence-specific DNA binding; DNA-binding transcription factor activity, RNA polymerase II-specific. NCBI's taxonomy places the organism in Eukaryota, Metazoa, Chordata, Mammalia, Macroscelidea, Macroscelididae.